This is a messenger RNA of Hermetia illucens (black soldier fly), 1786 nucleotides long. RefSeq names its product transmembrane protein 169. The record is from RefSeq and is a predicted model, not a curated record. The transcript is spliced from 3 exons. The coding region runs from base 267 to 1451 and encodes 394 amino acids. NCBI's taxonomy places the organism in Eukaryota, Metazoa, Arthropoda, Insecta, Diptera, Stratiomyidae.
CUUUUCCCAAUGGAAUGUCGGCAAUGUAUGGCGAAUAGCCACAGUAUUCAGAAAUACACCAUGUUGCGCAACACGAAGUGCAUUGUCAGGUGCAUCGCACGCAGCAUGACGCUGUAAUGCAUUCUGACGGAGGGUGAAAAUCAAUAAAAAUCUGUCAAAAGUGAGUGGGGUGUUUUCCUUCUCUGAAGCGAUUGUGAUAUUAACGACAAACUUUUUCUGAAACAUAUCGAAGGACUCUAAUCCCAGCGACUAGGCCGUGUGAUGCGAUGGUGGGAAAGGAUUGCAGCAGUCUGAAGGAUAGGCCAGUGUUCAUCCCACCGCGGAAGCGACAGGCGUCCAAAAAGGUAAAUGGGACACAGAAUUAUGUCGACCAUAUCGUCUCGGUCCAGACGCGCCAAAAGCCAUCUCCCACCUCUCCGGCACUCGAAGACGCCCUCAUAAAAACUUCACUUUUGUUGAAAAACAAACAACCCCUACCGCAGCUUCCCAAGGAUGCUCUGAACUCGUCAGUUAAGAAUCUCAGCCAAUCGGACACAAACGAGUCCGAAGACAAUGAACUCCAGACUUUCGACAAUAUUUCCGCCUCGCACCCUACCCGGCGGGAGAGUUCUACCGUGACGCCCAGCAGCUGUUGCUCGGGAAGCAGUUUGGAUGCGAAACUGAGCAAAUCACAAGACUGCCUGACGACGCGUUCUGCCAAGAAGCGGGUCAACAUCCGGACUGAUAUCCUGCCGACGCGCAGCCCAAGACGAUCGCCAGAGGAGGGGGAGAACAACACGUACGAGGACCUGGAGUCGGGGGAAACAAGCAUCUUAAACGUAGAGGAGAACAGCCUGGAUCGCUACAGCACCAGGCGGUCGACUGAUAGCUACUUGACGAUGACCGGGACGAUCAAACGUGGCCGCAAGAAGGGCCAGUCAGUGGACUUGCAGAUCAAUAUGAGCCGCGAGGAGUUGGAGAAAAUCAACGCCGUCGCCCUGGCCGCUGAGGUUACAAAAACCCAGAAUCUGUGCUGUGUGUGCACGCCAACGACGGGCUUGCAUGUUCUCUUGCUGUCGUUAAUGUGUCUUCCGUUCGUGAUCCUCGUUACCAGCGUCUAUUCCUUUUACAUCGGCACGCUCACCUGGUAUAACAUGUUCACGUACUUCAACGAGGAGAAGUCCUUCUUCUACAGACUCGUGAUGUCGCCGGUGUUGAUCCUGACGUACCCGUUCGCCAUAGCACUGUGCACGAUCGGACUGGGGCUGUAUGCGGGCUGGGUGCAACUGAGCAUGCAGCUCACGAGCUGGUUGAAUGAGAUCGCGGACGUGGAGAAGGGCUUCUACGGAUGGCUGUGCGGCAUCCUGAAGCUCUCCGAUUGCAGCCCAUACGAAGUGGUGGUGCUGACUGAUCUGCGCUUGCCCGAGGACCACGUCACUGUGCACUCUUCCAUGGAGGAGCUUUCGCUCUAGGCUACCCCGUUCACGAGCCCUCCUCCCGUUCACUCAACUUAUCAACGCAUUUAUCAAAGUAUUCCCGAUUCAAGGCUGCUGUUUUGUAUUUAUUUUACUCGCGUAGGCGAAUUCCAUUGCUUUUAUGGCGCAAUCGCUGUUUUACCGUAGUUUUUUUGGAUAUUUGACAAGACUCGAGAGCGAAAUUCGUGAUUUUAGGAUUUAGACGAGAAAGGAUUCACGUGGUCCAAUUCGAUUUAAUAUUUCGGCAUGUGAUGUUCUUUGUAUCCAUUUUGAGAUUAUUUAUAGACAUCGUGACUUGUGACUUUAAUAAAUUGAAUCAAUUUGCAUUGAAA